Messenger RNA from Schistosoma guineensis, 1715 nucleotides. The record is from the annotation of a GenBank genome assembly. NCBI's taxonomy places the organism in Eukaryota, Metazoa, Platyhelminthes, Trematoda, Strigeidida, Schistosomatidae.
GUGUGUUCACAGUUUAGCUAACUGGAUAAUUCAAGUAGAAUGUAUCCCAUUUUAACGAUAGUUUUGGAAGUGUUCAUUCUCACUGCCUCAUGUGUAUUGUGUUUGGAUAAUGGAAUGGCAACACUACCACCAAUGGGUUGGAUGACAUGGCAACGAUUUCGAUGUCAAAUUGAUUGUCACAACUACCCAGAUGAUUGUAUUAGUGAAAAGUUGAUUAAACGUACUGCUAACAGACUAGUAUUAGAUGGUUGGAGAGAUUUAGGUUAUCGUUAUGUAAUAAUAGAUGAUUGUUGGCCAGAACGGAAACGGGAUUCGAAGACAAACGAAAUAGUUGCAGAUUAUAAACGAUUUCCGAAUGGCAUUAAAAGUGUUGGACAAUACUUACAUUCUAAACAUCUACUAUUUGGCAUAUAUCUCGAUUAUGGAACUCAAACAUGUGAAGGUUAUCCAGGAAGUAUGAAUUAUUUGGAGGUGGAUGCCGAUAGUGUGGCUAAAUGGGAAGCAGAUUAUGUAAAGAUGGAUGGAUGUAACAGUCCGCAAAAAAGUAUGCCAGAGGGCUAUGGAAAGUUUUCCAAAUUAUUGAAUGCAACUGGCAGACCAAUAGUGUUCUCAUGCAGUUACCCUGCUUAUAUUCCUUGGAUGAAAAAUACUAGUUUGAUUGACUGGAAGAGACUGAAGAACAAUUGUAACUUGUGGCGUAUGCUGGGCGACGUUCAAGAUAGUUGGUCAUCGGUUAUCAGUAUUAUAAACGCAUAUAAACUCCAAAAUGAUGUGUUACCGAAGUUGGCUGGUCCAGGACAUUGGAAUGAUCCUGAUAUGUUGUUGAUGGGAAACUUCGGUCUUUCAGAUGAUCAGAAACGAGUUCAAAUGGGUAUGUGGUGUAUGUUUGCUGCUCCACUAUUGAUCUCAGCUGACAUGGAAAAGUUAGAUAAUUUCAGUGUAUCUCUGUUACGUAAUGCACGUUUAUUGGCUAUAGAUCAGGAUAAAGGUGGACAUCAGGCGGAAUUCAUCAAAUCACGAAAUGAUGUACAGAUGUGGAUGAGACAAUUAGAUGGAGAUCCACUUGGUUGGGCAAUCGCUUUUCUUUACACAACUGAUGGUGGUGGACCAAUUCACUUUUACACAAGUCUUGGUGAAUUCAAAUCACGAUCGUAUAGGAUAUCUGGAGAUCAGUUUGAAUUAUUGGAUGUGUUCAAUGGUGAUAAAUUGAAAGUGAUUCAACGAAGAGAGAAGUUUAUGAUUUCCAUCAAUCCAAAUGGGAUAAUGAUGUAUCGAGUUAAACGUGUUCAACUAGAGACUGUUUCUGAAGAAAUUGAUGGACCGUUUCAGACAUUUUUAUCGCCUUAAGAAAUCCACUUCAUUACUUCAAUAUCAUAUAAACUGAACAGUUCUUGAUUGAGAUAACUAUUUUAAUACAUAGUGCUCUAGAAAUCUAUCCAUUCGGUCACUUAUCUCAUUAGUGUGAUGUGAUUUUAUUUCGGUUGAAGCAUUUGCUACGAUGCAAAAUACUAUCGAUAUUUUAGUAAUGUUGUGAAGUAAUCGCUGAAAUUAUUGGGAGUAGUCAGUGACGCACGGAUUUAUUGAUUGAUCUUACAUGAAUGAAAAUGAUAAUGAGCCAGUAGUAUAUGAAUGAACGAAAACCUGAUGUUAUAUUCGAUGAGUAGUGAAGUCAAUGAGACCACUAUUGAUAAACGUAUUCUUGCUCAUCUCAUCAA